CUGUACCAGCUGCCUAGGCAAGAGAGGGUCUCAAUGUAUGAGAGAAUAGCAAAAGUGCUCGUUUUUGCUUAGUUCCAGUUAAUUAUAAUUACUUUACGCUGAAGGAAAACGUUGGUUAGAAGAGUUUAAAUUGGAAAUAAUAAGUGAUAGUGGGUCAACAGUUCAGCACAGUGUGGCGACACUGAAGAAUGGAAGACACAAUUACCGCGGUUGAACCCACUGCUAUGGAGCAGUCAGAACCACAGGAUCCCUGCAGCUCUCAGAAGAUUGACUUGUCACUAGAUGACAUCAUCAAACUGAACAGGAAAGAGCACAAGGCGAAUCAGGCUGCCAAAAAGGGGCGACGUGUUACAAACAAAAACACUGCCCUAAAGAAACUCGAAAGGGCAGGACAACAGACAUUUCCUUUUAAACACGGGGCAUAUCAGUUCCCACGAGGAUCCAACAGGUCGCCGUACAUGAGACCCCCUUUUCCUGCCUUUUACAGAAUAAAAGCAUAUUUCAAAAAGGCUCCUUUUGGAGUCCCUCACCUCAAAGGUGUGAGCCCUUUAAAAAGAGCUCCUUUGAACACAAAGUUUGAAAAACGCAAACCUCUAUUCAGGGGUACGUUUUAUGAACCAUACAGAGGUCCCACCGGAGCUUUGAGAAGGCCCUCUCCCCAAUCCAGAGGACAGAAGCAACAACUAUUCCAGCCCAAACCAAGACAGGGGAGUGCAAGGCCAUUCGUCCUCAACAGAGGGUUUCCUGCAGCAAAUGAAAAUAUCAUACCAGAAAAAAAGUACCAGAAAGUGAGAAGUUGGAGAAAGGCGCCCUCUGGUGGUUCUACCUUGACAGUGUCACUUCCCAACUCCAUUGCAAUUCCAGAGCCAUCAACCAGUGCUAAGCACGCUACAGUGACAGAGGGGGCAGGUGGCAGGAUUUCUCAGCCCAAAGGCAUCCCUCUCAGGUUUAACUUCAAGGCCACAAUAAAUCAGACUGGAUUAACCCUCAAUGAGCGCUUUACCUGUAUGAGGAUAAGGACAGGACCCGGACAGGGCCAACAGAGAGGCAGUGGAAGGGGAAGAGGCCGAGAAGGCCGGACCGUCAUCCUACAGUAACCAUCAUUGAUGACCCCUGCACUGUCUGUGGCCUGCUUGAAACAUAUUCAUUAUUCACCCUUCCAAUAUGCUCACAUUGAAUACACUUUAUAUUCAUGUUGACUUUUGUAUGUAUGGCACACAUUUUAAUUACUUUUCUUGGUUUUGUUAAUUUUCAGACAUGAAGAUUUUUUUUGUGGACAUGUUUACAGUUUUGAGCAGGGAUUAAGGUGACAUGCAGUUAAUAAAGAACUUUCAUUUAUGAGAUUAAGAUGAGCUGAAGUGACAGGCCACAGAUACUGUGGUCUAAACAUAGACAAUUCUUUUGGGAAAUCAUUUGAGGUUAGGAGAGUGACCUCAUACUGUUGCCCACAUUAUUUAUAGCUGUGUGGGGUUGGUAUGUAUUUGGAGGCCAUAUUACAUUAUGUUUACUGCUGCGGACAUGAAAAUCUACUGAUAAAACGUCAAACUUCAGUUUUAGUAAGACAAUUACAGCUGAAUGAAGUCAUGAUGAGCAAGUUGUGUCCUAAAACAAGUUUGUUUUCUUGUCAUUCAGUUGAAA
Molecule: messenger RNA, 1638 nt
Organism: Esox lucius (northern pike)
Lineage: Eukaryota; Metazoa; Chordata; Actinopteri; Esociformes; Esocidae
Product: UAP56-interacting factor
Exons: 9
Coding region: 189-1097 (302 amino acids)
Biological process (GO): mRNA export from nucleus
Molecular function (GO): mRNA binding
Source: RefSeq, a predicted model, not a curated record